Glycine soja is the source of this 1203-nucleotide messenger RNA. RefSeq names its product transcription factor MYB14-like. The record is from RefSeq and is a predicted model, not a curated record. Bases 118 to 993 code for a protein of 291 amino acids. The transcript has 3 exons. Lineage: Eukaryota; Viridiplantae; Streptophyta; Magnoliopsida; Fabales; Fabaceae.
UUUGAAUCAACUUUGGUGUAUAUAUAUAAACAAGAGAGAGCUAGCAGUGCAAGCUUUCAACAUCCAAAACAACAGAGAGUUUUUGGCUUUAGAAGCUGAAGGAAUAUAGUUAUCACAAUGGGGAGAGCUCCAUGCUGUGAGAAAAUGGGGUUGAAGAGAGGGCCAUGGACUCCAGAAGAAGAUCAAAUUCUCAUCAAUUACAUCAACACUUAUGGCCAUGCUAAUUGGCGUGCACUGCCCAAACUAGCUGGGCUAUUAAGGUGUGGAAAGAGUUGUAGACUCCGGUGGAUAAAUUAUCUGAGACCGGACAUCAAACGGGGCAACUUUACCAGAGAAGAAGAGGACACUAUAAUCAGUUUGCAUGAAAUGUUGGGAAACAGAUGGUCGGCUAUUGCGGCAAGGUUGUCAGGGAGAACAGACAACGAGAUAAAAAACGUGUGGCACACCCACUUGAAGAAGAGGCUGCCACAAAAUUACCAACAAAGCCAUCACACUAAAAAACGAAGCAAAAAACAACCACCAAAGUUGGAUGCGGACGCCUCCAAAUCCAACCAAGACGCCAAACUAGAACAACAAGACCCCGUUAAUAUUCAUGGAUCGAACUCUGAGGACAUGAUGAUGCCACUAUCUCCUCCUCAUUGUUCUAGCGACAUGUCCUCCUCCCUCACCACCAGUGACAACAAUAGUAACGUUAAUAUUAUUAAUAAUAAUCAUGAUAUGUCCUUAAAUGUUAAUGAUUAUGAUAUUGACACCCCAGAGAAUAAUCUUGCAUUGGACGAGGAUUUCUGGUCGGAAGUUUUGUCAUCUGAUAAUUCCGGCGUGACAAGCGGAUUUCCGACCCUUGACUAUGAUCAGUUUCAACCAAUGUCUCCUCUAGUGACAGAAGAAGGGGUCCUUAUAGAUUGUUCGUCGAGUACGUGCGACGAUGGCAUGGAUUUUUGGUGCAAUGUUUACUCGAGAGCUGAGGAAUUUACCCAGUUACUGGAAUUGUGAUGUUAGCUAUUGUUGUUGUUCUUAAAUAGAGACCAAGUCCUUCAUUCAACAUGUCGUUGUUCUUCUGUUGUUUGGACUUGAAUUAAUUCCCUUGUUAGAAAUUAAUAAAUCGUGUACAUUGAUGAUUGUUACUGGACGUCAUUAUGUUUUUACCAAAAGCGUCAUUUGUAGCAAAACAUUGUUCCAUAAUCCUCAUGAGUGUUGAAAUAA